AGAAACUUCAGCUCUUAUCUAUCCUUUGGCUUUUGGCACGAGACAACCAAGUUUGACGCUGUCGUUUCUAACGAACGUGAAGCGCACCGAUAUUAAGUCCGAUAGUGAGGAUGAGGAGCAGUGGACAUGGCGUUAUUGUGGAGCUCCCGGAUGGCGCCAAAGACGCUCAUUGAGCCUCUCCAUACGCUGGAGGAUGGAUGCGAUUUGUUCGUCUGCUGCCUUCGCUUGCUCCCGUCUGUGGGUCACUGUGCCGUGGAGCAGUUCCUAUCGAUAAGCCACCGUCGGGGCAUGGUUCGAGACGGCCUUUUCCCCAACUAAACUCUGAUUUUUUUUUCGCUCUAGCAGAGGCCCGGCGGGAUGACAUGACAGCUCCUCUCCGGUCAGCUGGACAUGGGCCCCUCUCUGGACUGGGUGAACAGAUCAACUCCAUUCUUUUUAAUGCCCAUCAUCAACUCUCUGAUUAUAUGCUCCUGGACUUGCUACACUACGGGCUGCAUCUUCUGGCGCGCUUGAAGAGUGUACGUAUCCAGCCCAAUGGCUUACAAUAAGCGUAGCCGACGAGAGAUAGUCCUUGAUAAGCACCCCCCUAGACACCGCCCAUUUUUACCAAGAUGAUGUGAGACGCGUGCAUACGGACAGUUUCAGACGGC
Molecule: messenger RNA, 650 nt
Organism: Trematosphaeria pertusa
Lineage: Eukaryota; Fungi; Ascomycota; Dothideomycetes; Pleosporales; Trematosphaeriaceae
Exons: 1
Coding region: 198-548 (116 amino acids)
Source: RefSeq, a predicted model, not a curated record